Bombina bombina (fire-bellied toad) is the source of this 8852-nucleotide messenger RNA. RefSeq names its product musashi RNA binding protein 2 (gene MSI2). The coding region runs from base 284 to 1504 and encodes 406 amino acids. Gene Ontology annotation, cellular component: cytoplasm. NCBI's taxonomy places the organism in Eukaryota, Metazoa, Chordata, Amphibia, Anura, Bombinatoridae. The transcript is spliced from 15 exons. Gene Ontology annotation, molecular function: RNA binding. The record is from RefSeq and is a predicted model, not a curated record.
CACGUGUGACGAGCUUCUUCCCGGCUCAAUAAUAUUCUCUAAGCGGGUCCUCGCUUAGCUGCUGCCUCUCACUGUGUGACUGAGAAAGAUACACACACUCACACAGUCCCAGCGAAGGAGUGAGGCUGUCACUGUGCCUAUGUGUGAGCUGGGGCUUUGUUAGUCUUCCCUGUUAGACUUUUCUGUUUGUUUAGCUUUUUCAUUUAUUUUUUUUAUUUUAUAUUUUUGUAUUCUUUUUUUUUACAUAAAACAAAAAAUAUCAGCAAAACUGUUUGAAGAGGAUAUGGAGGCAGAUGGGAGCCAGGCCACCUCUGGGAGUCCGAAUGAUUCUCAGCACGACCCUGGUAAAAUGUUUAUCGGCGGCCUGAGCUGGCAGACCACCCCAGAUAGCCUCCGAGAUUAUUUUAGCAAAUUUGGAGAAAUCAGAGAAUGUAUGGUGAUGAGGGAUCCCACUACAAAACGAUCCAGAGGCUUCGGUUUCGUUACGUUUGCAGAUCCUGCAAGUGUAGAUAAAGUAUUAGCUCAACCCCAUCAUGAAUUAGAUUCCAAAACGAUUGACCCUAAAGUUGCAUUUCCCAGAAGAGCACAGCCCAAGAUGGUCACAAGAACAAAGAAAAUAUUUGUAGGUGGAUUAUCAGCAAACACGGUAGUGGAAGACGUAAAGCAAUACUUUGAACAGUUUGGCAAGGUUGAAGAUGCCAUGUUGAUGUUUGACAAAACUACUAACAGGCAUAGAGGUUUUGGCUUUGUAACCUUUGAAAAUGAAGAUGUUGUGGAAAAAGUCUGUGAAAUUCACUUCCAUGAAAUAAACAACAAAAUGGUUGAAUGUAAGAAAGCGCAGCCUAAAGAGGUGAUGUUUCCUCCCGGAACAAGAGGACGGGCGAGGGGUCUACCUUAUACCAUGGAUGCUUUCAUGCUGGGGAUGGGGAUGCUGGGUUAUCCAAAUUUUGUUGCAACAUAUGGUCGAGGAUACCCUGGAUUUGCACCGAGCUACAGCUAUCAAUUCCCAGGUUUUCCUGCAGCAGCGGCAUACGGACCCGUAGCAGCAGCAGCAGUGGCAGCAGCCAGAGGAUCAGGAAUCCCAGAUUAUGGUUUCUAUACUUCGCCCGGUGACCAACGGGCUGCCUUAUCGUUCGCGGAUUAUGGUUCCAUGGGGCCUCGAGCGGCACAGAUGCUUCGUAGUGAGCAUGCUGCUUCAGCAAGUAACUCCCCCCUCCAUCACCUUCCCAGCCCGGAUCAGUUUAAGAACCAAGUUAUGAAUAGCUACAGUGCUCAACCGAAUUAUGGCGCACCUGCUUCCCCAGCAGGCACCAACCCAGCUCGACCAGGAGGAUUUCCGGGGGCCAACAGUCCAGGCCCAGUUGCUGAUCUAUAUGGGACUGCUAGCCAGGACUCCGGUGUGGGUAAUUACAUUAGCGCGGCAAGUCCUCAACCGGGCUCUGGCUUCGGGCACGGAAUAGCUGGGCCUUUGAUUGCAACGGCUUUUACAAAUGGAUAUCACUGAAACGGUUCAGGUGGUUGGUUGCCAUCUCACUUUGAGAAUUUGUCUGGAUGCCCAGUCAAGACCGGGCAAAGUUUCUGAAUGAUUCCUCAUUGGGAUCAAGUCGUCAGACCUUGAGUACUACAUCAUGACCCAGUACAAGACAGACACACAUCUGGAGAUGGCAUUCUGCGGACUGCAAUUGUUUCAAUCUCGUCAUCUCAUGAACCUACUGUGCUAUAGAAUCGACAGCUUUUACGUCAUAUAUUUUGCUUUUAUUGUUGCUUGUAUGUUUUUUUUUUUUAACAUUUUAUUCAAAUAUUUGGGAGUGAGGGGCUACUAUUUUCAGUACUUGUCUAGUUUUAUUUCUUUUUAAUCUUGUACACAUUGAGCUAAAGCGAACUGUUGUAGACUUCAUAAUUAACGUUUGCAUUCUCUGAAUGUUUUUUUUUUCUGUUUUUUUUUUUUUAAGCAAAGGUUGAGACUUUAAAAGUGAAUUGCAAAUUUUGGUACCAAUCACAAUGACAUAAAAAAAAAUUCUUAACCCUUGUAUUAAAGACUUAAGUUUGGUUUUAACACACAAUGAUAUUAAAGCUCUUACUAUAGGGUUAUGGGGUACUGAAGGCACGUUUCAGUUUCAUGAUGUAUAUAAUGUAAAAGUGCAGCUAACUAAACCGAAUAUUUAGAUAUUUUUUUGUGAUGUCUCUGUUAAACUGAUUAUAUCUAUUUUCGGCAAUAACUUAAGGACAAGAAUUUGUUGAGUCCUCGUUUUUUCUAUAAGUGUGUUUUUUUUGUUUGUUUUUUUUUUCUUGAAAAAAAAAUAUAUUCUAAGGUUUUAUCAAAUUGAUUCAUGAAGCAAACUAAAUGCUGUAAAUAAUCUUCCAUUAACUGCAUAUACACUUAGAGAACUUUUAAAAUAAAAAAAUAUUUUUGUGAGGGCAUAAAGCAUCUAUGGACAAUGCAGGGGACACACCAUUCUGUACUUUUAAGCCCUGAAUAAAUUGCCAAGGUGUGCCCUACUAGCUAUAUUAACACUGUCUAAGCUUGUUGUGUAGGUGUUUAGACCUGAUAACUGUACUAGCGUCAUACCAGCAUAUUACCAACAUAAACUAUGUGCACAGCUUAAAAAAUCUAGUUCUAUUUUUAUUUUGAUUUGGAGGAUGAAGAUUUAAAUAUUUAUCCAUUCUGAAAAUUAAGCUACAGUUUUGAUAUUUAAAGUAUUUAAAGGAUGCAUACCAAUUUUCAUAGUUAAAAUUAGAUUUAAAAAAAAAAAAGUCCGGUCAUUUCAGCUGCUCUCUGUAUAUAUUUUUUCCUCUUUUAAAGCUAAAUUUCUAUAUUGCUUUCUUCAUUGACUAAUGUGUUGUGUAGGGAAAGGAAUCCUUCAUACUUUGUUAUUUUAUGACCAUUGUUUUUCUCCUUUUAAUAAAUUAGGAAUGCGAAACAUGUGUUUUAAUACCUCAGUGCUAAAAGUAUCACAAUAGAGGAUAUGAAAGGUUAAUUUAUUGUAGAAUUAAUAAUUACAAAGUAAAGUAUAAAACAUCAUUGCACUGUGACUGGUAGGGAAAACUGACAAUUUCCUAUUUGCACAAGUUUAUUUUGGCUGUUUUAUAUUUGGUCCUCUAUUGGGGAUACUUAUGAAGGAUAUUUUAGUUUGUUUUUUGUUUUUGUUUUGUUUUUUAUAUCAAUUAUUAGGCCUACGACAGCAACCUAGAAGUACAACUUGGUAUAGUUGGCAUUAACAACGUACUGUUGUGUGGAUGAUAUUUCUUUUUUAAUAUAUGCCAAGUUAAUUAAUAUUUUUUUUAAACUGUUACAUGUAUAAAUUGGUACUUUUUUCAUACAGCCAGUAAAGACACUGAAUGAUACAUUUCUGAGACAAAGGCUGCUGCACUCCUAUUUUUAUAAAUGUUACUAAUAGGUAGCGAUAACUUAGCUAUUGAAAUAGACACAUCUAAUUAACAAGGGUGAAAAAUUAUGACAACAGAAAGAAACUUUUUCUUCUUUUACCUAUGUGUAUUUUCCACUAUUGAAUGAAAUUCUGGAAAUCAAUUUUGAUUUUCUCUGCUUAAAAAUAAAAUAUUCUCAAUGUUUUAAGUAUAAACGUUCAGUCAUGUAAAGUAUCAAACAUUUGGAUAAUAAGUACGGUUCCCUAUGGUUUAACCUUCAAUGAUUGGGGAUUUUUUAAAAAUCAAUAUUUUGUCAAUGUUAAUGAUGUACUGUACUUCCAUAAUAUAUAUAAUAUAUAUUAUUUUUCAUUCCCAGUCACCCCAUAGAAUAUUCUUUCUUACUCAUGAAAUUAUCUUAGCAAUGUAUAUAGUGGCUAUAUUGUAUGUGUGUGCUGUCCUGAUGCUUAUGUAAUGAAUUCAUUUCCUCCUUCUCUUUCCUGUAGUAAAUAUUGGUAGUUGUAUCGUAAUUAAAAUUACAGAAAUAGAUGUAGUUCUGCAGAUUUAGGACCAGUAAGGAUAGAACUUUCUCUAAUUUAAGGAAAAAAUGCUGAUGAUUUUUGGAGCAGUUUAUUUUCUUUUUUUAUUAUUGUUAUUAUAAUUAUUAUUAUUUUUUUAAUCUGAUGUGGUUUCAACUAACCAAAGGUCUCACAACGCUAAAAUGCUGGCAAACUCUAAUAGGCAUUUUUGUAGAUCGCCCUACCCUCCCUUGAUUUUGAAAGGGGAAUGCCAUACUACCUUAAAUGCUAAUGCUAUAUAUAUGCAAAACUGGAUUUUUUUAAUUUAUUUUUUAAAAGAGGGAGGCAUGGUAUAUUAAAUGAUUUUACUAAGAGAAAAACAAAUAUUUUUUUAAGAAUGCUCAGAAGUAAUCGAUAAUCUGUGUGAAAAUGUUUUAGAUGUUUAUAUAACUUUUGAAGCGUUCCAUUGGCCCAUAUAUGAAAUAUUGUGGAACCUGUUAUGUUUUUAAAUGUGGCUACCCUAGACCAAGGUUCACUCUAGUCCCUUGCUCAUGUAGUACUUCCAUCAUUAUGUCAGAUACUCUAGCACAAACUACUAGGAGCCUUUGUUUUACUCAAGGAUAAAUGGUCGUGCCUGCUUGCCGUAGCAAGCUAAAGCUGAUCUACAGCAGUGUUGUCCCAAUACUUUUAUGAAAUUGAAACCUUCAGGAGAUGCAUGCAGUACAUACAGCUUUAGUUCAGGUAUUUUCUGUCUUAAAAAGAUAUUAAAGUAAUAGCAGCUUUUAAACAUUAAUAUUUUCCAUGUGGGGGUAUGCUACAGAUAUUUAAUUAUUACCCAACAGAUCAUAUUUCUAUUCAUAUAAAAGGGUUUUCUUGCAUAUAUUGCUUCACUUUCUCAGUUUAUUUGAAAGGAGGGUACAGCUAGCUCUCUCCGGCUUCCUGACUGCGCAAACUAUCUAUGAAAGAUGGUGGCGUUAUAAGCUGCCUGUGCUGGAAAAUGGAUAUAGAGUAUAUUAUAGUUCACGUUUUUCAUCCAAAAUAUUUUUAAUGUUUACAAUAUGCUAUUUUAAAUGCAUACUUGAAUUUUGGAAUUCCAUGUCCUAUUAAAUUACCGUUACUUUUGAUAUUCUUAAACUCAAUACACUGAGUAGAUAAGUAUUUCAGAUACAGAAAACCACAUUUAUUUACUGUACCAUCUAAGCCACUAAAAUAAAAAAGAAAGGCUUAUUAGCCUCACUUCAACUAUCUGACCACUGAAUGUGAUUAGCAGUAUGGCUGGUAAUAUACUCAUCUUUAAAAGUGAAAAGUUUAAAUUACAUUGCAUAUUUUUAAAUUGCCGAAUUUAACCCCUUCGUGACUGGGGCAAAUGUUGACAAUCGCAACAAAGUUCCAAUGUAAAGGAAAAAGGAAGUCUAACGCUGGGAUCGGAUCCUGGGGGCUGCCUACAAUGCUAGGCAAGUCCCCCAGGUAGAUGUUCGUUGAAGCAGGAGGGUACAGGACACAGAAAAAGUUAGGUUGUUCCAUGCUGUCCUAACAGUGUUACAGUCCAGUGCCUUUAGGAUGGCAUGAAACAUCCUAACAGAGUUAAGUGGGUAAUAUCUAUUGAGUGCCUGGAAACUAUUUUGUUUAUAGAGACUAUGGCCCUGAUUUAUAAAAGUCUGGUUGGACAAGUUUCUGGUUAAUGGGCAGUGGAUAUUAUUGUUGCACAAGCAGUUGCUUGUGCAGCCGCACCCCCUGCUCUUGGGGAACUAAUUACAUGAGAGCAGGGCUUGUCAAUCUUAGCCAAGGUGAUUGUAAAGGCUAAGAAGAAGUUAAGACUGCAGCUACUUAACAGGCAUUUCAGACCUGUUCUUGCAAGUCUGCAGGACUCAGGCACCCAAAGCAGCUUCAUAAAUGAGGCCCUAUACCUGUUCUUUAGUAUGAUUUAAAGUAUGUUAUCCUUCACAACAACACAACAUAUAAAAAAUGAUUUAGAAAUAGUAAAAGUAUGUAGCAUAGCUACUAGUAAUCUGACACUACUUACUCUGGUUUCACUAGUAACUAUAAUUUGCCCUUUUAUCUACUCUUGCCCUCAGCUACAAUAUAUUUAUACACUUUUGCUGUGGGCCCAAUAUAAAGGUUAAAAAUACUUAAUUCCCAAUGGAGUUCUUCAUUUUACAUUGUUUAAAUAGAUUAAAAAAACAUACACCACACCAAAAGUAGCCUAUGCCAUAUCUUAAAAUGGCUUAACACAUGCACAAGCCUGAAGUGAGUUUUAAUGUUUCUCUGAGACAAAACACAACUUCUGUUAAUGGUGCAGCUAUGUACUAGUUUAGUCCGUGAGGAUUCCAUGUCAUUUACACAUAUUAUUCUUAUAAAAUCUUUAUCAUUUGGACAAUAUAAAUACUAGCUUUGUAAUCAUGUUUAAUCCCUCAAGAACUAAAUUUGAACACUGCGGCAUUAAUAUAAUAUUUAUUGGGUUUUCACUGUUUUAUUCGCUCUGUCAUUAAAGAAGACCUUGAAGAAACAUGACGCUUUCUCUAACACACUAGUGAAAUUUGAUUUAUUAAAACAAAUCCUGGAUGUAAAAAGUUAAAUAAAGAUUCUGGUUUAAAUUUAAAUAAACAAAAGACUAAAUAUAUAAUACAUAUUUCCAGCAGCUAGUUAUAAAAAAAAAAGCCCUUUCUCCAUUGUCAUUUUUAUCAGGCAGUAACUUCUGCAGCAACAGUCUAUAUUUAACACACAACAAUGUGUCAUCAUAUACUGUACAAUGUCAAAAGAUGUAAACAUAGUGUACCUAAAAGACGGGAAAAAAAAUUCCCAUAUGAUAUAGCUAAAAUAAUAUAGAAAUUGAAAAAUGUAAAUGUAUCACUGAUGGAAUUUAAAAUGAUUUAGUCUGGCAGAUCUAGAUAAAUGUACCAUAUAAUCACUAUAUUUCAGAAAAGUGCCUUUUUAAUAGUUAAAAGGUUAACGAAAAGCAAUGUAGAAAAUAAUAGCACCUUGACACAAUCUUAAAUCAUUUCUAAUGCUUCAGCAUGCUUAAAAAAUAAAUAAAAAUAAGUGUGUAUACAUCGUCCCAUUUGCAGUGAAAAUGCCUUCUCUCACAUUAAAGGAUUGCUCUUAUUAAAAGAAUAAAUGUAUUUUACUGGUUGGCUCUGAAAGUAACGUUUGAAAAAUGUAACCUUUUAGCUCCUGAAAAUUGUACAACGUAGUAUCAUAGUGAUUAUUUGUCCUAAACUACAUUCUGUUUAUAUUUUAGAUAUAGGUAGAGGGAAAAUUCCACAGUGAUUUGCAAAAAUAGAUUUAAUUGCUAUACUUAAAUAUUUAUUUUUUUAUGACUUUUUUAUUUUUUAAAUCUUCCAGAACCACAGCAGGGAAUUACUCCUAAUAUGUUAACAGUUUGUACUGUGUGCAAUCUUCUUUAUAAGGUUUACCUUUAAAGGGAUGUGAAACACAGCUACUCAACCAUCUUUGUAAACUUAUUUAAUUGAAAGCCAAUUUCUAACAACGUAGAAGUGAGCAAGCACGACCUCUUGGGUAAAAUGAAGUCAGACCUGUUUUCUUUUGCUUUCUAGGUUCCAUGAUCGUUCACUUUAAGUUGAACUUGUAGCUUGGACUUUAAGGUAGCAUGGCUCUGUUGCUGUCAUUUUAUUUAUCAUUGUACAGCAGUUUACAGCUAAUAAAUUAGGCACAUUGUUCUAGACUAGUUCAAAUAUUGAGUAAUUGGUGGUAAUGACAACCUGAAAGUUGUACUUAUUUGUAUUUUUUUUUAAUUUUAUUGUUUCAACUAUAAAAAUGCCAUUUUUAACCUUAAGUCUGAAUGAGGGCUAGGGACUUAGCCACAAACACCAGACAUAUUUAAUGUUUGCCAUGCGCAAAAGCAACAUGAACAAGACUAAAGCAAUAUAGUUUAUUACAUUGAUAACAAGUCAUCCAUGAUUUAUGUGUGAUGUAUAAUUGUUUACAAGAACACUAACUUGAAAAAAAAAAAUGGAAAAAAUAUUUUGUGUGGUAUUUCUUUGAAGAUGAUUUUAUCAUGUAUGUUACUGAUUCAAUCUUGUUUCCUUACAAACAUGAAUGGAAUGAAGUUCUAUCAAGAUACACUGGUCGUUUCAUACAGUCAGGUUAUAAACAUUGUACAACUGUUCAUAAGUGUUAAAAAUCUGAUCAUUUACACAAGUAAACACUACAAGAGUUCUGUAUGUUAAGCAAUACUUCAAUAUACUGUAAUGAGUUGUACCAAAAAUAAAUAAGAAUGAAGCAGAUAUAUUAUAACAAUAAGAAAAAUCAUGUAUUAUAAGAGUCGCCCACCUGAUCUGUGAUUAAAUCACUGAAUAAUCAGAAUGUACUGUUCUUUGGCAGAUUUUCAAAUUUUAUGUUUAUUUAUUUUUAGUAUUUUUUUUUUAAAUUUACUUUCUCGAUCUAACAGGGUAGAUAGAAUAAAAAAAAAACACAGGAGUCACCAAUGCUUAUAAUAUAAUGCACAUAGCACCCAGUGCAAGUUAUGUGUGCCUCUUUUGGACCUGAGGUGGGCGUCAGAUCUAGAAAUCAAUUAAUCUCAUUGAGUUCUAGUUUCCGAGCUUUUCAUGAAUUGUGGAUCUAAGCAUCGCUGGUGGUUCUGCAUUUCUGAACACAAAUUAACCUUAAUGGCACUGUGGCAGACCUAGCCCUUACUUUUAUACUUUAGUAUGAACUGAUGAGAACUUUGGUAGUGAAUAUUUUUUUUAUAUAUAUACAUAUGUAUGUAUCUAUAUAUCUAUAACUCUCUCAAGCAUUGCAUCUUUCAGGUCUUUGUGUAUGGCUUUCUGAAGCCUUGUUGUAAAUUACUAUGUGGAUGGGGGUCUCUCACAUCAUAGAUGUGGAAAGUAUAAUUUUAUAUUUGUAUUUUCAAAUAAAUAAGUUUGUGAAAGGUUUCCAUCCUCUACUGUGGUCCAGAAAUCAAUGUGUUUGUCUGACAACAAAAAAAGAAUAAAUAAAAUAAACAGUUUUGAA